AUGGGACGAAGAGUGCGAAGUUUUUUGUGCCUAAUAAAUCGCGGUAGUCAGAAGGAACCUCUUCUUGGCCGUGGCACCUAUUCAUGGACUGAAACGGCCACGUUUCAUCAGACAUUUAGCCUUUUCGAAAGCAGAAGAAAAUACGAGGGCAGGAUCUUCUCGGCCUCACAACCACAGCAUUAUGGGCCGAGGCCGAGGUCCAUGAAAGACCCGGCCGCAGAUACUGUGGUCAAAUCGCCACGUGGCCUCAGGGAAUCAGAGUGGUUAGGCGCAAACAUUCUCACAAAGCAUUCUCACAGCUUGAGGUCAGGUCACCAACCACUAGACCAGAGCAUUAAAUGCGUUCCCAAUGCCAAGGGAGCAGAGCCCACGAUCAGGGCGGUGGCCGAGAUUUGCCGAGAUUUAUGGGGGUCACACUACCAUGCUUCUCAACCCAGACCACCAUGCUUCACGAUCCCAAAUGCCGAUUUGACUACCCACUUGCCCCAAUCAGACUCCACCAUGCAGAUAUUUUUAAGCCAUCAAGCAGAUCUUUUUUCAACCUCGAUUGGCCCUCCAGGACUCCUCCUAUAA
Messenger RNA from Prunus armeniaca (apricot), 573 nucleotides. The record is from the annotation of a GenBank genome assembly. NCBI's taxonomy places the organism in Eukaryota, Viridiplantae, Streptophyta, Magnoliopsida, Rosales, Rosaceae.